AUGUCGGGCUCAUCAGUAAAAGCUGGAGGGCAGUAUAGAGAACCCCUGACCGUGGCUAAACGAAGAGGGACUGCAACACAAGAGGGACUGCAGGGACAGAUAGCGAAAAGGACCUGCCUGCAGGCUGAAGAGGGCUUUGCUAUCGGAGGCGGCUCGGUAUUAGUUCGUACCAUUGUCACAAUCCAUGUAGGGUGUUCUGACAUGGGGUCGCUCCCAAAUGGAUGGGUGCAGACCCAUACGUGUGCCCUGGAACUAGGCGUGGAAACCUACAGUUUUAUGGUAACACAAUCACAUCACGAUCACAAUACCCAUACUGGCAAGAGGUAUAUUCGCCUUGUUAAGCUCGGUUCCUUGGCGAACUUGGCCCAAGGCAAAAGUCGGUGCCUUGACUUUGGUACAAUACUAUCGGACACUACAUAA
Messenger RNA from Volvox carteri f. nagariensis, 420 nucleotides. RefSeq lists its product as uncharacterized. Lineage: Eukaryota; Viridiplantae; Chlorophyta; Chlorophyceae; Chlamydomonadales; Volvocaceae. The coding region runs from base 1 to 420 and encodes 139 amino acids. The record is from RefSeq and is a predicted model, not a curated record. The transcript has a single exon.